Didymella exigua CBS 183.55 is the source of this 2813-nucleotide messenger RNA. RefSeq lists its product as uncharacterized. Bases 474 to 2477 code for a protein of 667 amino acids. Gene Ontology annotation, molecular function: protein dimerization activity. The record is from RefSeq and is a predicted model, not a curated record. The transcript is spliced from 3 exons. NCBI's taxonomy places the organism in Eukaryota, Fungi, Ascomycota, Dothideomycetes, Pleosporales, Didymellaceae.
AGAUGCACGUGAUUUUCUUGAAGUCGAUAUCAUGCGCACGCUGUAGUCGGCGUCGAUCCGGUUAGCAGGUGAUGUUGCCGGCUCUCUGCUGUCUGCGAUUCGCCAGAAAGCCGCGCAUUCAAGUCUUCAGGCGCGGGUGACUAUCUUACUAGAGCCGUGGGGUGUUCUCUCUAGCCCACCACAGCAGGCCAACCCGCGUUUGCAUGGCCUGUACAUGGUCGCCGGGACCUGCUUGACAGUCGUCGCAAUCUUCUCAAGCACCAUCCAAGAGUAGCGACCCAGACAGCCACUGUGCUCGCUCAAAGGCGCGCACCUAGCGUCUUGCCGCUCGUGCGAUCCCACCCGACGCAGAGAGUCAGCGCAGCCCCACCAGCAACGCCGGAAAAAUUGUUCGCGCUUUGUGCUUCGUAAAUCAAGGCUCUUCCCACUUGCCCACUUGCUCCUUCGCCUCCGGCAGGGGUUCGGCGAACGCAAUGGACAAUGCAAAUACCCAAUCGUGGGCGGGCAUGGACGCUGCAGCGGACCAAGACUUCGGCAACCUGAUCGACUUCGACCACUUCAAUGACCUCGACCUGCCGGACUUCAACAACAUCGCUUUCAGCCAUGGCGGGCCGCAGAAUCGCAGCGUGGCCGACGCGCUCGACCAGCACCACCUCGACCACCAGUUCUCCCCGCAGAUUCCCCAAAAUCACGAGGACGGCGCACUCGGCGCGCAACAGACGCAGGGACAGAUGGGCGCCCACGGCAUGUCUCAGCCGAACGUGAAUGCCAACUUCUUCGACUACGGGAUGUCGCACUUCGCCCAGGUCGACACGCCCGUCUUCCCCCAGUCGCAGGACCAGGUGUUCCGCCCGCACCAAGGCGUCCCUCCCACGCCCAACAGCGUGGAAAUGCACGGCGACCCGCAUCGCUACAUGCGGCACAUGGACCAGCAGACCCUCUACGACCAGAGGUACCACGCGCGCAAGGACGAUGCCUCGUUCACCCCACUCGUCUCUCCCGCAGUCACCCCUCACGACGCACGGUUCCAGAUACCUGACUUCACCGUGCCCGGUGCCUACUUCAGCCCCCUCACGUCGCCGGCACUCAAUGCACAGGCCCACCAACAUGCACAGUCGCAGCUGCACUCCCAGGCCUCGACGUCGGCGAGCUCGACAGCGCACUCUCCCAUCGACGUCGACAUGGACAUGCUGGGCGAGCCUGCCAUGGCCCAGCCGGCAGAGCAGAGGAGGAGUCUGAGGGCGAAGAGGAACACGCCCAGAGCGACCCAUGUGAACCGCGUACGACAGUCGCCCAUAGUGAAACCUGGCAGACGGAGACCUACAGGCUCAAUGCAGCUCCCGCCAAAGGAGGUCAUCGAGCUCAUGCAAGAAGCGCGCAUCAGCGGUCUCGACGUUCCACGGAGCCGUGAUCAUUCAGAGACCGACUCCAUCUCCCCCGAGCCUAUGCUCUCUGAGAUGCGCCCACCUCCGCUUCCUGGGUCCGUCAAGAACUCCCCGGCUAUGAUGGCGCAGAACAGCAGAGGUGCCACACCCGCCACACCUGCUUCACUCAUGCGCAUCCAUCCUUCGCCGCAAUUCGAUGCUUCGAUGAGUGUACUACCCAUGCUGGACGACCUCACCCUGCCGGAGGCUUCGUUGGAACCGCGACCUUCGUUGUUAAGGAUAGACACGGCAUUCCGUGAGGAUGAGCAGGACACGCCUCGAAUGUCUGCUCGCAAGACACCAAAGAUGGGCCCACUUAGCACACCCGGCGCAGCCAUGUCGAACAGACCAAGUCCCAUGCUUGAUGCCAUGUCCACGCCCACAAGUCCGGCGUUCUCGUUGAGCUCGGGAAAGAAGCUGGAGGCCAAGGGUCGCAACCUGAAGAAGAGGGGCAGUGUCAGCUCGAGUCUGGUGAGCCCAGCAUUGAGGCCGAAGAUAUCACCGAGCAUCAGGCCUAUGCUUGCAGCUGGGGAGAAUGGCGUCACUGAUAACACACACGCCCUUCUCCUAGCAUCCAAGUCCAACUACCAGAAUAUCCUCGACGGCACAACCGUACCGGGUGUCUCGUACCCGGCGUCGCUCUCCACAAACCUCACAUCGAAGCGCACAUCGCACAAGAUCGCGGAACAGGGUCGCCGAAACCGCAUCAAUAUGGCUCUCCAGGAAAUGCAGGACCUUCUGCCACCCGGCUCGCAGAUCACUACGCCUGACGCAAAGAGCCCCGAGACUGCGGCGCAAGCGAACAACUCAAAGGCUGCAAAGGUGGAGAGUGCCAUCGAAUAUAUCAAGCAGUUGAAGGGUGAAGUGUCGAAAAAGGAUGAACUGCUACAACAGAAAGAUGCAGAGAUGGAGGCGCUGAGGAAGCAAUUGACCGAGUUGAGAAGAAGUAGUUCGGCCGGCAUAAGCUCAAGUGGGAGCUCGGCCGAGAACACCAUUGAGGCGGACAUGAAGAAGGAGUCUGCUGCUACGCCUGCCGCGCUGGACGAGACCUGAAGAGAGUGAGUGCAGGAACUCAACACCACAACAUCAUCACCGGUCACAAUCCAACAACCACCAACCCAGCGCCGGGUGCCUACACUGCUCAGAACCUACUGGCACCUGUGGAAGAAGGGUGUAUGCACUCCACCGGCAUCGAAACAUCUGCUUGUCGCACAUCGCAGGCUUCAUUCGGAAAUGCUUGGUAUCAGUCACCGAGGCCUACUGCAGGCAGGAUAGUAAUUAAUAUAUAGUCGACACGCGGAAGCUUGACCACAAGGUCGCUCGCCGCAUCGCAGCAUAUGAAUCAAUAAUUGACAACGACCACACUUGGUCUCCAAUCUCCGCAAGAAA